Molecule: messenger RNA, 390 nt
Organism: Thlaspi arvense
Lineage: Eukaryota; Viridiplantae; Streptophyta; Magnoliopsida; Brassicales; Brassicaceae
Source: the annotation of a GenBank genome assembly
AUGUCCCGCCUGCGUGUUACUCUUCGUGUAUCUGAUUUGAAAUCGUUACCAACCUUUCUUGAGAGCUGCCCAAAAUUGAAAUCCCUCAUCUUGGUAUGGAAAGGUAACUCUACGAAGAUGCAUUCCAAUGAUGAUCUGCAUGACCCUGUAAUCCAUUUUUCACCUGUGCCAGAGUGUUUGUUAUCGUCGCUUGAGUUUGUUGAUAUCAAAACCUGCAUCUCGGGACAUGCUCCAGAAAUGAAGGUAGUGGAGUACUUUCUAGGGAAUUCAGAAAUCCUCAAUAAAAUCACUCUACGUUUUAAUUAUUAUUCUGCAAAUGAAAAGUUCUUCUUCAAGAUCCUCCUGGCAAUUCCGAAACGAUCUCCCACGUGUGAAGUUGUCGUACUUUGA